Molecule: messenger RNA, 1242 nt
Organism: Pichia kudriavzevii
Lineage: Eukaryota; Fungi; Ascomycota; Pichiomycetes; Pichiales; Pichiaceae
Exons: 1
Coding region: 1-1242 (413 amino acids)
Cellular component (GO): plasma membrane; fungal-type vacuole
Source: RefSeq, a predicted model, not a curated record
AUGGAUAAGAUUUUAAGUUAUACAGAACAUAUCCCCGCUGGGUAUGUGACAAGAGCACGUCAUUUAACAGAGACUCUCCAACUCUCUGUGGCUGUUCCAACUACAAUUACAGAACCAUAUGCAAGUAUCACCUCGGUGAUUUCCUCUGCUGCAGCUUACCAAUCGUCUGUGUAUAAUGCAUUGAGCGCAGCAUCGAAUCUUGCAUCUUCAACUAGUCUCUUCAACGAAGUUGUUGCAGCACAGGCAACCAUCAAUUACUAUGAAAUCCUCAGAGAGGCCGUCACGGAAACCAAUGCAGCCUCGAGAGCAAGUCUCAUGACGAGGGCAGCCGAGGCGUCGGAAGUCAUGUUCAAGGUUGUCAAUGAGUAUCCCUUCUACGGUGGUAACUUCCCCUCAUUGGGGGGUAAUAUUGCUUUGUUGGUGGUGUUUGCCGUUUUUUUAAGCAUGCAAGUAUUUUCUGGUAUCUUUUUCCAUCAAUAUUGGUUUUUGGUUUGUUGGACUGCAGGUUUAAUCUUGGAAGUCAUUGGUUAUGCCGGUCGGAUCUGGUCUAGUCAAAAUAUUACAAACUUAUCGGCGUAUAUUAUGCAAUCCGUCUGUAUUACAGUGGCUCCCUGUUUCUUAAUGGCUGGUAUAUACUAUAUCAUUGCCCAAAUUACAUUGAUUUACGGUGAAGAAUAUUCCCUUAUGAAACCAAUGAGAUAUUCCCAGAUUUUCAUUGUCUGUGAUAUCAUCUCCAUCUUUACCCAAGGUGCCGGAGGUGGUAUGGCAUCUGUCCAAUCUUUACAAGACACUGGAAGGUAUAUAAUGAUUGGAGGAUUGGCCUUCCAAGUUCUUACUAUGUUGAUUUUCCAAUUUCUGUGGUACCAUCUCCUAUUUAACAUUUACAAGGCAUACAAGGAAUCGGGGGAAAACGUCUUCAAUCCUGAAUUUGACUUUGUGAGAAGGAGAAAACUGCAUAUCCCAUUCAUCAUUGGUGUCUCAUUUGUGGUUUUGCUAAUUUUCAUUAGGUCUGUCUACAGACUUGCAGAAAUUUCAGAAGGUUGGUCCUCAAAGGCAACAACAGACGAAAUUUACUUUAUGAUUCUCGAAGGUCUCAUGGUAUCUCUUGCCUCGUGUGUUAUCUCCGUUUUGUCGCCAGGUUUGGCCUAUGGCCGUGGAGCUCAUUUGCAAAUGACUCGCCGUAAGAAAAAUGAGGAGGAAUUUGAUAUGGACGACAGUUUCCGGAAAAGAGAUGAAUUGUAA